AUGGCGAACAAGCCAAGCCGAGGAUUGGUGUUAUACGGGGACGGGUUGGCCCGUUUCAUUGAGCCAUCACAUGCCCACCUCCACUCUCUCGCAUCUAAAGCCAACUGUGGUUUUUUGAGCCUCCCUAAUGCGCCUCCUUCAGAAAGCGAGGAUGAUAGGAUAGUAAGAGAGUUUGCGGUACUGAUGGAUGCGUGCGAGGCAUAUUUUAACCAGAAUGGGCAACUUUCUACUGAAGCAAAGUUCCAGAAGUCAUCCUUGAUUCCAACCAUGUCAGACAGGUUCAUGGGAAUGAGAGCUGCUCUACUGACUAACAGUUAUGAAUUAUUGGGGUUGCUUGGAUUUCAAGAAGGAAAGAUAUUAGAUACCAGCCAAUUUGAUUUAGUAAUUGUGCAUAUUGGAUCUGAGGAGAAUUUGAAUGAUGAAAAAGGCAAAGGUACUGCAGGUGAUAUAGAAUUCAUGAAUGCUUUACUUGGUGCUAUUAUGCAUGUAGCUCAGCUUGGAACUGAAAUUGCUUCCUGUCUACAUUUGUCCCUCGUUAUGAGCUACGGCUACGUGUCAAAGGUUGAUGAGUUUGGUUUGUCAAUAUUAAGCAAUAAUUAUGAGAAUAAUUCUCCUCUUUCAACACUCUUCCCUCAUCAGAGUUUACUGUUCGUCAUUGCCGGCUCAAGGGUAAAAAUCAUCAAAACGGUGGCUUUAAGUUUUUAA
Theobroma cacao (cacao) is the source of this 705-nucleotide messenger RNA. The record is from RefSeq and is a predicted model, not a curated record. NCBI's taxonomy places the organism in Eukaryota, Viridiplantae, Streptophyta, Magnoliopsida, Malvales, Malvaceae.